AUGCAAGGGGAAUCACGAGGUAAAGAGAAGCAAAACGUUCAAAACUGUGGUAAACCAAGACCACGUGGCAAUUUGAUGGGAUCCCAGGAACCGGGAGGUGGACAGAACAGCGCUUCAACGGGGGCUGAGAGGGCUGAGAAGAACAGCAAGGUCUAUUUGAAAAGCGCAUCUGUCAACAUCGAUGGUCGUGGUAAAGGCAUAAUAACCAUGCAGAAAACACCUGGAAAUGACGCAAUAUAUUCCGUGUUAUUAGAAAGCUGCGACUUUGAGGCUGAUCUUUCCGUAUCCAGGCUAAAUUUGGUAAAAUGCACGAACGCUGGGAACACUGCUCGGUUUCAGAGCGUCACUGACGACGAUCUGCAGGACUUUGUUGUCAAACAGAAAAACAAAAGUACUGUUAAUAAAACUUUCUAUGACUUGAAAUUACUUUCCUCCUACCUUCACACAGUAAAUGAAAUGCGUGAAAUCAGCAAAAUCCCCCCAAAUGAGCUUUGCAAUCUCUUGUGCAAAUUCUUUGUCAGUGUCAAAAAACCUGAUGGCUCCAACUAUGAGCCCACAGCUCUCCGCGGAUUCCUUGGUAGCUUUGAACGAUAUUUACGUGAUCAAAACUUCGGGUAUUCUUUGAUUCAUGGGCCUGAGUUUGCUAAACUCAAAGAGGUGUUUCAGGCCAAACAGAAACAACUAAAAGGUGAAGGCCUGGAAAACAAACCUAAGAGGGCUGACCCCAUUACUGAUGAGGAAUAUUUAGAGUUUGAAGAAAGACAAACUAAAACCAGACAAGGAGCGAAUCCCAGGGAUGUACGAUCAGUCAAGCCCAAGAUGUGGGAAUGUAGCACAGAGCCAGAAAAAUGUCCUGUCGCUAUUAACAAGGAAUACGCCAGUAGAAGACCAGCUGACUAUAGCAAACCAUCUGACCCAUUUUAUAUUGCAACCCACACAGUUCAAUCAAAUAUAAAACCCAGUGACCAAUGGUUUAAACGCCAGCCAAUUGGACAAAACAAACUUACCUUAAUAAUGAAGCGAAUGGCCAAAGCUGCAGGACUACCGGAAGACAAACGGCUAACGAACCAAAGUGUCAGAAAGCAUCUUGUUCAGAAACUUUCUGAGUACAAUGCUCCGCCAAACCAGAUAAUGCAGAUCACUGGUCACAGAAAUAUCCAGUCAGUGAAUAAUUACAGCCACAUAACACAGGCUUCUCAGUACACAUUCCAUGGCGGCUUGAACAACAUAUUCGCUGGAAACAUUCUUGGUGGAACUUUCAACAUCAACAUCCAGGCAGUACCGAGUAAAGCUUCGCCAACAUCAUCUGCAUGUUGCGAUACUCCAUUUACACCACGAAAACGCCGCAGAAUCAUCGUAGAAAGCGACAGCGAAUAA
Molecule: messenger RNA, 1377 nt
Organism: Mya arenaria
Lineage: Eukaryota; Metazoa; Mollusca; Bivalvia; Myida; Myidae
Exons: 4
Coding region: 1-1377 (458 amino acids)
Biological process (GO): DNA recombination; DNA integration
Molecular function (GO): DNA binding
Source: RefSeq, a predicted model, not a curated record